AUGACUUACCUCGCGGCCCUCUCCGUCUUCUCUGCCCUGUUCAUCGGCCCGGCGGCCAGCCUGGCGACGAGGCAAUCCCCUGCUGGGACGGCCACCGUCGACCUCGCGACGUCCAUCGGCCCAGCCAAGUUCCUCGGCGCGGGUUUCAUCUAUGGCUGGCCCGACAACGGCACCAGCGUCGACACCAGCAUUCCCGACCACCUGGCCCGGGACAUCAAGUUCAACUCGUGCCGCGCGGGGGGCGCCCAGAUCCCCGCGCCCGGCUGGGCCGGCGGCUUCGACGGCUACGUGGAGCGCUUCAAGUCGGCGCUGUCCAACUACCGCACCACGCGCAAGUUUGGUGGCGACUUUAUCCUGCUGCCGCACGACCUCUGGGGCGCCGACAGCGUCCAGGGUGCCGGCACGGCGUUUCCCGGGGACAAUGGCAACUGGACCGAGUCGGACCUGUUCUUGAAGCAGGUUGCUGCGGAUCUCAAGGCCAAUGACAUGCUCGAGGGGCUUGUGUUUGACAUUUGGAACGAGCCAGAGAUCUCGUCGUUUUGGGCGCGGUCGUGGGAGCAGUACCUCGAGUUCUACGUGCGAGCUCACAAGAUUAUCAGGGCCGAGCUGCCGCAAACUCUGAUCAGCGGCCCCUCGUUUGCCGACGCCCCGACCCUCACUCAUGACAAGUGGAAUUCGUGGUUGUCGGCCGUCGCCGGCAACAAUACGAUCCCCGACAUUUGGUCCUGGCACCAGAUUUCUAGUGCUCGUGACCUCGACCUCGUCGUCCCAGACUUCAACACCCUCCUCGUCCAGCACAACCUCCCCAAGCGACCCAUCGACAUCAACGAGUACGCGUGGCCGUCGGAGCAGACCCCGGCCCACAGCGUGUUCUACCUCUCGCAGCUCGAGCGCCACGACCUCCGCGGCCUGCGCGCCAACUGGGGGUCCGGCGCGGCGCUGCACGACAACAUGGCCGACCUGGUGUUCCACAACGCGACCACCGGCUCGUACAGCCCCAACGGCGAGUGGUACCUGUACAAGUACUACGCCGACAUGGUGGGUGAGCGCGUCGCCACCGCUGCGUCGGCCGACGCCAAGUCGGACGUCUUUGCCGUCGUCGAGGGCAGCGGCGCCAAGAUCCUGGCCGGCACGCGCACGGUCCAGGGAACCUACGAGGUGGUGGUCUCGGGCUUGAGCCGACUGGGCCUCCCGACUGAGGGGAGCGUCCAGGUUCGCACGCACCGCUUCGACUGGGCUGGCGCCAAGGUCGACGUUGGCGAGCCGGUCGAUUUGGGCGUGGCUAAUGUGGAUUAUUCCUCCGACACGCUCAAACUUUUGGUCACUUAUCCUACAAACUCGACGGCAUUUGCUUUCGAGCUUCAUGGCGCAAAUUAG
This is a messenger RNA of Pyricularia oryzae 70-15, 1377 nucleotides long. RefSeq lists its product as uncharacterized. NCBI's taxonomy places the organism in Eukaryota, Fungi, Ascomycota, Sordariomycetes, Magnaporthales, Pyriculariaceae. The record is from RefSeq and is a predicted model, not a curated record. The transcript has 4 exons. Bases 1 to 1377 code for a protein of 458 amino acids.